Molecule: messenger RNA, 4472 nt
Organism: Sphaeramia orbicularis (orbiculate cardinalfish)
Lineage: Eukaryota; Metazoa; Chordata; Actinopteri; Kurtiformes; Apogonidae
Gene: rab11fip4b
Product: RAB11 family interacting protein 4 (class II) b
Exons: 14
Coding region: 485-2125 (546 amino acids)
Biological process (GO): regulation of cytokinesis; endocytic recycling
Cellular component (GO): endocytic vesicle; cleavage furrow; midbody
Source: RefSeq, a predicted model, not a curated record
GUGAAUGCGAGUCAGCCGGCGGAGCAGUCCCAGAGAGAAGGGAAGUGUGUGAGGGUGUGAGGUGCACAGUCUGUGCUUGUGCUGUGAGUGUGUGUGUGUGUGUGAGUGUGUGUGUGUAUGUGUGUGACAGGGAGAGUCAGGCAGUUGCCGUAGCUGUCGAUGUAGGAAAAGCAGGCAGUGCGGUGUUAGAAGUGAGCCCAUCCUGCUCGGCUCUGGGAGUGUGUUUGGACUAUACCACCGACAGGGACUCACCCUUUGGACUAUCCCCACCGUGCCUCCUCCUCUCGCCUUUGAAGGGAACACCUGAGUGUGUGUUUGUGUGUGUGUGUGAGGGCAGACAGCGGACUUAGCCCUGGUGAACACACCGAGCACAAGGACUCCAGUGAAUGAGGGCUCGGCCGGUGGGAAGAGGGGGACUGCUAACCAUGGACUCCCCUCUCUAGUAAACGGGGGCAGUGAGGAGGAGUGGGUUUGUCCGGUCAUCAUGUGCACACGGGCCCAUCCUGACCCUGUCCCUGAGUGCCAGCUGUUCCCUGGAGAGGUGGACGAACCUGAGGAGGAAGUGGCAGACGAGGGCAGGGAGAGGGAAUCUGACAGAGACAGCGCUGUGGAGAGCACCCAAGGGUCAGACACUUCAGAGGGGCUGGCCAGAGUAGGAGACAAGGAAGACGCAUUGGGGGAGCUCUUUUUCCCUGGCGACAAGUGCGGUCAGACCAGUAUCUCAGUGACCUCUGACCUUUCAACACGCUCCUCAGCAUCUUUGAACGAGGAGCAAUUUGAGGAUUACGGUGAAGGGGAGGAACCGGACUACAUUCCCAGCAGCCCUUGCCCCGACGACGAGACCCGUACCAACGGCUACUCUGACCUUGGCUCUUCCGUUCCGUCUAGUGCGGGCCAGACUCCUCGUAAGGUGCGUCAACAUUACACUGGUGAGCUCAUGGAUGUCUACUGUUCCCAGUGCAGCAAAAAGGUCAACCUACUAAAUGACCUGGAAGCGCGCCUCAAAAAUCUGAAGGCGAGCAGCCCCAACAGGAAAAUCUCCAGCACUGCUUUUGGAAGACAGCUGCUCCACAACAGCAACCUAAGCAGCAGUAACGGCAGUACAGAGGAUCUAUUCAGAGACAGCAUCGACUCCUGUGACAUCGACAUCAAUGAGAAGGUAAGCUUUCUGGAAAAGAAGGUGGCAGAACUGGAGAGUGAGAUUCUUACAAACGGGGAUCUCAAGUCUAAACUGAAACAGGAGAACACACAACUGGUGCACAGGGUUCAUGAGCUGGAGGAGCAGCUGAAAGACCAGGAGACUCGGGCAGAACAGAACCUACAGGAGGAACUAAGACGACACCGAGAGGCCUAUAGUAAGAUGGAGAGAGACAAGACUACACAGAUAGAGCUGUUGACCAACCGAGUGAGGCAGCUGGAGGAUGAGAACACUGAGGUGACUCUGAACAUGUGUCGACUCAAGUCACAGACAGAGAAACUAGAUGAGGAGAAGCAAAGAAUGACAGACAAGCUGGAGGACACUAGUCUGCGUCUGAAAGAUGAGAUGGACCUUUACAGGAAAAUGAUGGACAAACUGAGACAGAACAGACACCAGUUCCAAAAAGAGAAGGAAGCCAUGCAGGAGCUGAUAGAGGAUCUGCGUCGAGAGCUGGAACAUUUGCAGCUCUUCAAGCUGGAGGCAGAAAAGCCCGGUCGUGGCCGCAGCUCUUCCUCCGGCCUGGCAGACUUCAACAGCAGGACGAGGGAGGUGGAGCUGGAGCAUGAGGUCAAGAGGCUCAAGCAGCCGUUUGUGUCCCAGGACUUUCUCCCCCCUGAAUUCCAGCACCUGGUGUUGUCUGGGGCUCGGCUCCGUCCCGGUCUGAUGGAAAACCAGAAGCUUAGGGAGCAGAACGAAGAGCUGAAUGGUCAGAUCCUCAGCCUCAGUCUAUACGAGGCCAAGAACCUGUUUGCCACACAGACCAAGGCCCAGUCAUUGGCCGCCGAGAUAGACAACGCCUCCAGAGACCAGCUAAUGGAAGCCUUGAAAGAGCAGGAAGAAAUUAACUUGCGCCUGCGACAAUACAUGGACAAAAUCAUCCUUUCAAUCCUGGACCACAACCCCUCCAUCUUGGAGAUAAAGAACUAGCAGUGACUCAACUGGAAUGAGAACUGAUCCCAUCGGGGUACUGAGGAUCAUUCCAGUUGUUUGACAAGAGCCGGAAACCUGACUUUAGGAAUAUGUACAGGAAAGCAUAAAGAACCAAAGCCAGUCCUGGAAACUGGAAUAUAUAAAUGGACACGCAUCCCCCCCUGCUGUUUGUGGGGUGAAAAUAACUUCUCUCAUAGUGAAGAAGAAGAAGAAGACGAUCUUGUGCUGAUUUAAAGGGAGGUUUAUCCGCCAGUAAUUGCUCACAGACUGUCAUACUAAUGCAACUCCUUUGUGUGAUCUUUCCUCUGAUGAUCUGUUUUUACUCUCAUUACUGUCUUUACUGUGAACUGUAACUACAUCUCUGAUCUCACAUGACAAAAUGGUCACUUAUUGCCAGGAAUAUUCUGAGCUUGAAUUGAUUUAUCACACUGGACGUAUGUGUUUUGGCAUAGCAACUGGAACAAUUUAUCAAAUCUGACGUGGGUUCUACUGUAUCUCUGUGUAAUAUUAGUUGUAAUAUUCACAAACAGUUUGGUGUGAUAAAAAGAGGCAUUUUUAGGAAAAAAAUAAGGUGACAAGCAGUCUGUAAAACAGGCUUUCUAAGUGACAGACAUGAAGGCAGACAAGUUUACUUUUGCCCGAUCUGUAAACCGACAGUCUUUCGUCUACUGUCAUUUAUAUGAAUUUUAAGGAAACUGUAGAAAAUAUAUGAAAAGGCAUGUGUUAAAAGAGGACUCAGAGAAGUGGAAGAAGUGGCUGGACAAAGAAAUGAAGUAUAAUUGUUCCUUUGAGAGAAGCAGGUUUAAAGUGAAAACAGGAAGUAAAGCACUUCUUAGAGAGUGAAACGUUGGACUGCAUAGGAAAGUCAGUGUGUUUUAGUGAAGGUGGUGAGGGUUAAUUGAAGGUGAAUAUUUGUGUUAAUUCAUGAGAAUAUGUCUUCCAGAAACCUUACAAGAGAACUUGCUGUGUCAAUCAGUUCAACAGUGAAUAAUUUUUCACUAAGAUGUGGGCCUUAGUCGGAUAAGAAACAGAUGAGUAGUGUCACUUUAUGAUGCAGAAGCUGCAACCAAGGAGUGUCUUAAACUGAAACUUUUGGUAGCACAGUGUGAUCUUGAAAAAGCAUGCUGUUGCUAGCAUAAGACAGUGUUGUUGCACAGAAAUGCAUGACCUGAAUGUACACAGUGUGUUGGGAGUUAUGGUCAUUUGUGUGACUGGAAGGCAUUUUAACAUGGUUUACUAAAUUGCUCUCAUUGUCUCAGUGAAAUCAGCUCAGAUACUGUAUGUGAGCAUGCACAGAAGACUCACCUUUUGGUACAGAAAACUGGAUUAGCAAUCUCAUUGUGGCCUACAAGUCACAGAUUGUAGUAAAUGGCCAGAGGGCUCUGAAACUCUUUUAAUACUGUAAAUAAUAUGAAUGUACAACUUAAUAUUUCACUCUCAUUGUGGCCAAAAAGGCUUUCUGAGUUUAAAUCUCUGUAUUUGGGUAAGAUGUGUUGUAAUACACAGUAUUCUUUACUGUAAUGAAGACCUGGCAUUUUGUUUUCAAAGGGGAAAAUUACAAUCUGCUGUAUUAUGAGAUGAUUCUAAACUUGAGUUUUGCUUCCUUGCACAAAAAAUGUUAUGUUUCCUUCUGCAUGGUUCACCAUUUCUUCUGUCUGUGCCUUUUGAUGAUAUUUUUCACAAUGAUGUUGCUAUGGACUUACACAGUUUUUGAGGAUACUUUCAAGUCUAGGUGUGUCAUAUUUUCUUGACUUGUAAAUGUUGUAAUUAUAUAGUGAUAAUUUGUAUUCAUGUGCCACUCUCCACUCUUUUUCAGAUUGUUUCUAUGAAUAAUAUUUUAUACAGUUUAUCAAAAAACAACUUGUGAUUGCUUAAGUAACCAACUAGAAAAAUGGCAGAGCACAAUGCAUCGUUGCGGUACACAGGCCAGGCUAGCAUAUUGUCAAAAAUAAUUUUUUUAAAAGCAGCCGGGAAUGUUUUGUUGCAUUUCUUAACUUUUUGUUUAUUACAGCAAGUCCACUGUUUUUCAAUUCUCACUUCAUGUUAAACUGGCUUUUAUAUGGUUGUGAAAUGUCUUCCUAGCUUAAACUUAAUGGUGAGCAUUAUGAGCAAUAUUUAACCUAUUUAGCAGUUUCUGCAGAUUUGUGUCUUGUUUUGCUUCACAAAUCUUUUCACUCUAUAGCUGCUUGUGCCAUUUUAGAAUAAAUCAUUAACAAAACAUUAAACUGAGCUGUAAAAUUGGUCAAAAACUCAGUUUUGUAGCUUUUAAGUAAUUAUUAGGGCUAUGCACUGUGUUGUAGUCACUAUUAAUAGAACAUGGCAAUAAAAAUGGCUUUGGCAGUAA